This is a messenger RNA of Anopheles darlingi, 3019 nucleotides long. RefSeq names its product lutropin-choriogonadotropic hormone receptor (gene Lgr1). Gene Ontology annotation, cellular component: membrane. The record is from RefSeq and is a predicted model, not a curated record. The coding region runs from base 92 to 3019 and encodes 975 amino acids. Gene Ontology annotation, molecular function: G protein-coupled receptor activity; protein-hormone receptor activity; protein binding. Gene Ontology annotation, biological process: G protein-coupled receptor signaling pathway. NCBI's taxonomy places the organism in Eukaryota, Metazoa, Arthropoda, Insecta, Diptera, Culicidae. The transcript has 9 exons.
UAGUGAGAAAAACAACCGGUCGCUCGCACCGGUCAAUGCUGACCCCCCAUCCCGGUCGAUGUGAAUCCGUUCGAAAAGCUUUUAACAAAUAAUGACAGUAAGCUCGGGACCAGACGCAAGGAGACAAUUUGGUUUAGUGUUUUGUGUGUGUGCGGCGUUGCUGGUGGUCGUGGUGAAUGGUCGCGCAGCAACCGACGAAAAUGCAACAGGCGCUACUACGAUGAGCACCGAAUAUCGCCAGUUGCCAGGGCUAGUGGGCGAUGCUGGCGCUGGUGUCACUAAUCAAUCCUGGCCGCCGGAGAUGAAUACGACCAUCAGCCAUGGGGUGCCUCCGCUGGCGGAGUUGCUUCCCGAAGGCUCGGAAGCGGCCAGUGUCUCCGUGACGGCAUUGAAGCGAGGACAAUGCCGCUGUUGGAACUCCUCGGAAGAAGCGGUGGGCGAAGUGCAGUGCCGCUGUCUAGGCCAUUCGAUCUUGCGCGUACCACAGAAACUGACCAGCAUGCAGCGACUAAUACUGGAGAAGGUGGGCAUCAAACGGUUGCGUACCAAUGCGCUGACGGUGUACGCGGACACGCUGCAGGAUCUGCUGCUCAUCUACUUGAAGGAUUUCCACCGCAUCGAACCGGCCGCCUUCGCUCGGUUACGGCACCUUCGGACACUCUACAUCGCGCACGCACCGAAGCUGGAAUUUCUCCCGGCGGACGUGUUUGAGGGCAUCUCGACCAAAUUGAAGACAUUGCGGAUUAUACACAGCGGACUACUUGCGGUGCCGGAUUUGCGGGUGCUGUCCGAUCAUAUUAUUAUGCACAUGGUCGACUUCGAUGGUAACCAAAUCCGCGAGAUCUACGAGAAAUCCAUACAGCUGAAGACUGACGAGUUGACUCUCGACAACAAUGCGCUGACACAGAUUCAUGGCUCAGCGUUUCAUGGUUCAGAGAUUGCAAAGCUGAGCUUAAAGCAAAACUUCCGACUGAAAGACGUUCAUAAGCUGGCCUUCGUGGGAAUUGGCAACAUUAGAGAGCUGGAUCUUUCUGGAACUGCCAUCGAGGAGCUUCCCACCGAUGGGCUGGCGGAGCUCGAGGUGCUUCGCAUACAAAACACACACUCACUCAAAACCAUUCCAUCCGUGUAUAACUUCAGGAACCUGCGCACGGCAUUUCUCACCCACUCGUUCCACUGCUGCGCGUUCAAGUUUCCUGCUCGCCACGAUCCGGACGCACAUGAACAAAAUUUGAAAAAAUUCUACGAAGUACAGGACGAAUGCAUCGCCCAAGGAUUUGCUACGCCUCACAUCAAACUCGAACCGCAGGCAACGGGCACUAGCACGGAAUCGCCGCCACCAAUGACGACCGGUUCUUUGGAGGGCUCCGAAGGAAUACGUACCCGCAAGCGUCGAAUGGUGGACUUCCGCAACUGGUUCCGAUUGACGACCUACGAUGAUGACGAUCGGCACAGUGGCCAUGCACGUGAAACACUUCGCAAAGGCAUCGACCUGUCCGAGAAGCACAUGGGCGAAAUCGUGGACGAUAAUCUGCAGCCUAUCACAGGCCUACCGGUACCCGGUGAUGGCGACAGUCCGGGACUCGAUGGACGCAGCCUCGGCGAUGAGCUGUACUCGGACAAUCCACAGCCGGGCGUAUUCCACGAUACGGUGGCCGAAAUAUCGUCGAUGGAAGCACUGUGCGGUAAUCUGACUCCCAUGACUUUCGACGUGAAGUGCUAUCCGAUGCCGGACGCACUGAAUCCGUGCGAGGACGUUAUGGGUUCGCACUGGUUGCGCGGUUCCGUCUGGGUGGUGGUGCUGCUGGCCGUGUUCGGUAAUGUGGCCGUCGUCGUGGUGCUGUUCUCGAACCGGAGCGAACUGACCGUGCCCAAGUUCUUGAUCUGCAACCUGGCGUUCGCUGAUCUCUGUAUGGGUCUCUAUCUGCUGCUGAUCGCCUCGAUCGAUGCGCACUCGAUGGGCGAAUACUUUAACUACGCGUUCGACUGGCAGUACGGGGUGGGGUGUAAGGUGGCGGGCUUCUUGACCGUCUUCGCCAGCCACCUGUCGGUGUUUACGCUGACGGUUGUGACGCUCGAACGUUGGUUCGCGAUUACGCACGCGAUCUAUCUGAAUCGACGCAUCAAACUGUCGGCUGCGACGUACAUUAUGCUGACCGGGUGGUUAUACGCGAUCACGAUGGCCGCGAUGCCACUGUUCGGUAUCAGCAACUACUCGUCCACCUCGAUCUGUCUGCCGAUGGAGACGCGUGAUAGCUGGGACAUCGCUUACCUGCUGACGGUGCUGGUCGUUAAUGGGUGCGGCUUUGUAGUGAUCGUCAUCUGUUACGCCCAGAUUUAUCUUUCGCUUGGCAAGGAAACGCGUAAUGCGGCUCGCUCUGCGCACAGUGGUGAGAUGACGGUCGCGAAAAAGAUGGCACUGUUGGUGUUUACGAACUUUGCUUGCUGGGCACCGAUCGCGUUCUUUGGGCUGACGGCCAUCGCCGGCUAUCCGCUGAUCGGUGUCAGCAAGUCGAAGAUUCUGCUCGUCUUCUUCUAUCCACUCAACUCGUGCGCCAACCCGUACCUGUACGCGAUCCUCACGAUGCAGUACCGGAAGGAUCUGUUCUCGCUGCUGGCCAGCUAUGGGCUCUGUACGCAGCGGGCCGCACAGUACAAAAUGACCUAUUCGAUGCCAACGAACACAUUGCAGGUUGCGCCGGCACGCGGUUCCGUGAACUACAACAGCAGCGCCCAAGGGACGAUCACCUCGACGGCCGGGCUGGGCGGAAUGGCUGGAUUAAGCAACAACAACAACAACAACAACUGCAUUGACAUGGCCUCAACCACCAUUAUUACGGGUAGCGGCAAUGUGGUCGGAGCUAGCAACGGGACCAGUCCGAUCAAUGGUCGGCUACAGCACCGUGGCAGUGGCAACAGCGUUACCUUCUCUACCAACAACGGUAACGCCAACACUACGAAUAGCACUGUCCAAACCGUUCAGCUGCCGGGCGAACAGGAACAGGAAACCUUUCUCUAG